GGAAGUGUGAUACAGACCAUUUACCAUAACUGUCCACAUUGAUCAUCGCAGAAAGAAUUAUCUACUAUUUCAAAUUGAAGCAUUAUCAGCUGUGCGAGAUAGAACUCUACGUUCCAUUUCGUGAAAGUAUUUUCGUGAAAAAAUGUGUACUCAAACGAAGGCUGCUGCUCUCAUUGCGAACAUUCCAGAGGCAGAAAUCGACCCGACUGGUGUGUUCAAAUACGUUCUCAUUCGAGUACACAGUAAAGAAGACGGCGACGACUCGAGCGUAGAUAUUGUACGUGGAUAUGCCUGGGCCGAAUAUCAUGCUGAUAUCUAUGACAAGGUAGCAGAGGAGCUUGAGAAAGGAGGGCACCUAGAUUGUGAAUGUAUUGGAGGAGGAAGGAUUAAGCAUGACUGCCAGUCAAAGAAGAUCCACGUCUAUGGCUACUCCAUGGGCUUCGGAAAAGCAAAUCACGCUGUUUCCACAGAGAAACUGAAGGUGCGCUACCCUAAAUACGAGAUCACCUGGGCUGAUGAGGGAUAUUGACCUACACUGGACCCGUCUUGGUUCAGGCCUAUCUCCUUUCUGUGUCAAUAAGUGUGGGCCAAUAGUACACAGCAGAACCUCAGUGGCAUCGCAUUAUGUGAGAUCUGAAGACAAACCUGUCAGUACAAAGCUGAAACUGGGACUAAGACUGACACAGUAGUUGCUGACUAAUAUAGCCAGAACAACAGUGCUUGAUUUUCUAUUUUGUUUCAGUGAAACAAUAGAUGGAAAACAUAUUACUUAACAGAAGUCGUUUUAUGUUUAAACAUAAAAUGAAUAAAUGCUUGCGUUGAUUUAA
Oncorhynchus gorbuscha (pink salmon) is the source of this 827-nucleotide messenger RNA. RefSeq names its product 14 kDa phosphohistidine phosphatase-like. Gene Ontology annotation, cellular component: cytosol. Gene Ontology annotation, biological process: peptidyl-histidine dephosphorylation. NCBI's taxonomy places the organism in Eukaryota, Metazoa, Chordata, Actinopteri, Salmoniformes, Salmonidae. Gene Ontology annotation, molecular function: protein histidine phosphatase activity. The transcript is spliced from 3 exons. The coding region runs from base 143 to 529 and encodes 128 amino acids. The record is from RefSeq and is a predicted model, not a curated record.